AAAUGCUCCGCUCAGAAAAAUCUCAGAUCGAACAAAGAAUUCUAUCCCUCCAGGACAAGCUUAACUACCAGAUCUAUCCACUUGACCACAUAAUCCUUAAAUCUAAAGACUCUAAUGGUGACACAAAGGACGUCUUGAAAAGACUUAAGGCUAACACUGUUGGAGGGUAUAAUAGAGACUCUUUCCAGUGUGUGCUAUUCGGAUGAGUGCAAAAGGCAGAUAGGAUGGUGAAAUAUGUGCUUGAAAAUGCAUUUCCGACACAGGUUGGCAAGCUCAAGAUUAAUUCGUAUUUUUAUGCAAUAGAUAGAUCUCUGCUGUUUAGAUAUUAUAGUUAUUCUGUGAUCAAAGUCAUACCAAAAGUCACAGAAACAAUUACUCUGCAUAAGUUUAUCAUUAACAAGCAAGAUUUUCAAAGAAUCAUGAGUAACUGACAACAUCUCCAAGAGAUCGAGUUUUCAUGUUGUACAAUCGAUUCUAUCGAUGCAAAAUUUAGAAGUAGAUCUGACUGAAGAUUGAACACCAUCAACUUCUAUGGUUGUGAUAAAGAAAAAUUUAGUGACUGGUUUAAAACGCCAUCUAAAUUCUUUAGCAUUCUCGAAGCCUUGGCUGCUACUACUAUCUGCAACUCUCUGACUCAUCUGGGAGCUCCUUUGGAACUAAUUUUCACAACCCCAGUAUCAACUAUAAAGAGAAAGUAUAAUCUAAACUUUCUUCCUCUUGAAAGAAAAUUCCACUUCUAA
Molecule: messenger RNA, 740 nt
Organism: Moneuplotes crassus
Lineage: Eukaryota; Ciliophora; Spirotrichea; Euplotida; Euplotidae
Source: the annotation of a GenBank genome assembly